Babesia bovis T2Bo is the source of this 513-nucleotide messenger RNA. RefSeq names its product Ubiquitin-like pmt3/smt3 family protein. Bases 146 to 418 code for a protein of 90 amino acids. Gene Ontology annotation, biological process: protein sumoylation. The record is from RefSeq and is a predicted model, not a curated record. The transcript has 3 exons. Gene Ontology annotation, cellular component: nucleus. NCBI's taxonomy places the organism in Eukaryota, Apicomplexa, Aconoidasida, Piroplasmida, Babesiidae. Gene Ontology annotation, molecular function: protein tag activity; ubiquitin-like protein ligase binding.
AAGCGCGUCGAUAGCAAUACGUAUUAUACAUUUACCCAUAUAUGGUACUGAUGUGUGUUAAUAACAGACUUUAUUGAUUUAACUUCGGUGUAAUAUUGGGACUUCAUUUGUCUAUACAUAUUACGGGACAUAAACAUUACAAACAAUGGCAACUACUUCUGAAACACCGAAUUCAGAGCAUAUACAAAUAAAAGUACGGUCACCGGAUGGAUCUGAGGUAUAUUUCAAGAUUAAGAAAAAGGCAAAAUUGGAAAAAUUGAUGUCAACCUACUGCGUUAGACUAGGACAAUCGCCUGAUGCUGUCAGAUUCCUAUUCGACGGUGAUAGGAUUAAAGGUGAUUCUACUCCGGAGGAGCUUGGUAUUGAACAUGGAGAUAUCAUAGAUGCCAUGGUACAACAAACUGGAGGUGCAUCCUAGCUUAUUAGUAUAUGCCUCCUCAUGGUUAUGGAAGAUAUGGAACAUCGCACAUCAUAUGAUUGUCGUACUGGGCGCUUUCUGCCUACAUAAACAGC